Molecule: messenger RNA, 801 nt
Organism: Paramisgurnus dabryanus
Lineage: Eukaryota; Metazoa; Chordata; Actinopteri; Cypriniformes; Cobitidae
Gene: hemgn
Product: hemogen
Source: RefSeq, a predicted model, not a curated record
UGUGGUAAUGUUUAACCAGAUAAUUAUUCUCUCAGGGGCAAGAAAAGUAAAUGGGCGCAAUUUCUUUGCUCUGUUUUAAUUCUCAAUAUUCUUGUGAUAGUGCAAAAAAAUGGAAGAGACAUUGGAUAGAGAGAUCCCACCAACCGAAAUAAAACUUUCUAAUGAAGGUGGCAUUCGACUACGGCUGAGAGACAGAGACCUGCUAAAGAAACGAAAGGCUGAGGCAGAAGAAAAGGCAACAAACCAGUGGGUUUAUGGGGAACAAAGCAUCAAAAGAGCAAAAAAGAGGUUCAGUGGUACCCCAGGAAGGAAAGGUCGUCCAAGAAAACAGCACCCUGUAGUUGUACCAGAAGAUAUCUCUGUGGGUCAGGAAAUAGGUCCUACCUCCGUCGCACUUCCCAUUCCACUACCUGCAUUAUCCACAGAAGUCGAGACAGCAGCUUUACAACCAGCUGAAACACAACCAGUGCCCGUGUCUGUGGAAACAGUACAGGAAAAACCUCUCGAGACAUUUCUCAUUGAGGAUUUGGGACCUGAUGAGGAGGAAGACAUGCCUCCAAAAAGGCUUAUAAUUGAUACAGGUGACGAUGAACAGCGGUGGGCUGAUGCGCCUGAACAGAGUCAAGCCUCAGAGUCAGCAUUUCCUCCAGCUACUGUUCCUUCCUAUCCAGAAAGCUUACCUGAGAAUAUACCUGAGCCCCUUAUUUGAGUACCUGUUGUGCGUAAUACAAAGCAAACAUGUUUGCCAAAUAAUUUUAUUGGAAUCCUACAACAAGAACAAAUGUAUAUUUAUUCAAAUUA